AUGGCUUCGAAAAGAGCUGUGCUGCCUCUGCUGAGGAGCGAGCUCCCAGCCUCGCGCCGGGCAUGGCGCUCAGCUUCUUCUAUCUCUUCUUCUGUCAGCUCCUCCCUCGGUCGCUAUUCGUCGCGACGCCAAUGCGGUGCUCCAAACGCUCUUCACUCGCGCCAAUACCAUAAACAGUCCCGCCAGUUCUCUCAUUCCGUGCCGAGGAAAAACGCCGACGCCGAGGAAAAGUUUGAUCCGAGUCAGCUCGAAAGAGAAUCUGACGAAGUAGAUGUCUGCAUCGUGGGAGGAGGCCCCGCAGGUCUCGCUGCUGCUAUCCGUCUCAAGCAACUCGCAAACGAAGCCGGCAACGAGGAGUUCCGAGUCAUCCUCCUGGAAAAGGCUGCUGAACUGGGAGCUCACAUCGUGUCGGGAAACGUCCUCCAGCCCACUGCUUUAAACGAGCUGCUCCCCGACUGGCUUGACGAAAACAACCCGUCCAGAUUCGAAAAUGCCACGCCUGCCAAAACCGAUAAGAUGCGAUUCCUGACCAAGAACUCUGCUAUCCCGAUUCCUUCGCCACCGCAGAUGCACAACCACGGAAAUUAUAUUGUCAGCUUAAGCCAAUUGACCAAGUGGCUGGGAGACCGCGCCGAAGAACUAGGAGUCGAAGUCUACCCGGGUUUUGCUGCAAGCGAAGUGUUGUACAAGGCCGACGGUUCUGUGCGCGGAGUGGCAACCAAUGAUUUGGGUAUUGGCCGGGACGGAGCACCCAAGGACGCGUUUGAAAGAGGAAUGGAAUUCCAUGCUCGAGUCACACUGCUCGGUGAAGGCUGCCACGGCAGCUUGACCAAGCAAGUUAUCAAAAAGUAUGAUCUCCGCCGAGACAGCCAGCCACAAACCUACGGACUUGGUAUCAAAGAAGUGUGGGAGGUUCAGCCGGAAAAGUUCCGGUCUGGAGAAAUAGUACAUGCAAUGGGCUAUCCGCUGCCGUCAGACACGUAUGGCGGUGCUUGGAUAUACCACUUUGGAGACAACCUCGUCAGCGUUGGGCUGGUUGUCGGCCUGGACUACCCCAACCCAUGGCUCUCUCCGUACGGGGAGUUUCAGAAGUUGAAACAUCACCCGCUAUUCAAAGAAGUUCUCGAGGGGGGCAAGUGUAUUUCCUAUGGGGCGCGAGCCCUUAACGAAGGCGGCUUCCAGUCCAUUCCCAAAGUCGCAUUUCCUGGCGGCGCCCUGAUCGGAGACACUGCAGGUUUCUUAAACGUGCCAAAGAUUAAGGGAACACACACUGCCAUCAAGUCCGGCAUGCUGGCAGCGGAAGCCACAUAUUCCGCUUUGCAGGCAGAGACCGAAGGUAGCGUUUUCCUAUAUAGCUACGAAGACUCUUUGCGCAAGUCGUGGAUUUGGAAAGAGCUCCAAGAAGUGCGCAACAUGCGCCCUUCGUUCGGCACGGCUUUGGGUCUCUACGGUGGAAUCCUGUACUCUGGGCUGGAAGCAUUUAUCCUCCGUGGCAAGGCUCCAUGGACAUUGAAGCACCACAAAACCGACGCGGCAGCCACGAAGCUUGCAUCUCAAUGCGAAAAGAUCGAAUACCCCAAGCCCGAUGGUGUCCUCAGUUUCGAUAUCCUGACUAGCGUCAGUCGCACCGGCACCAACCACGAAGAAGACCAGCCUGUGCACCUCCAGGUCAAGGACUGGGACGAGCACACCAAGGAAUCAUGGCCCAAGUACCAGGGCGUGGAGAACCGAUUCUGUCCUGCCGGUGUCUACGAGUACCUCGAGGACCCUUCAAAGGAACAGGGAGUUCGGUUCCAAAUCAAUGCUCAGAACUGUAUCCACUGCAAAACCUGCGACAUCAAGGUCCCGACACAGGACAUCAACUGGCAGACUCCCCAAGGUGGCGAGGGGCCCAAGUACUUUAUCAACUGA
Talaromyces rugulosus is the source of this 1911-nucleotide messenger RNA. RefSeq lists its product as uncharacterized. The transcript has 3 exons. The record is from RefSeq and is a predicted model, not a curated record. Gene Ontology annotation, biological process: electron transport chain. Gene Ontology annotation, molecular function: electron-transferring-flavoprotein dehydrogenase activity; iron-sulfur cluster binding. Lineage: Eukaryota; Fungi; Ascomycota; Eurotiomycetes; Eurotiales; Trichocomaceae. The coding region runs from base 1 to 1911 and encodes 636 amino acids. Gene Ontology annotation, cellular component: mitochondrial inner membrane.